AAUCAUGCAUUGAAACCAUCAUCCAAAGAUCCGAUGAUAGAGCUAGGACACCAAAUUCUUUUCUUUACAAGUAACUAUCUUUAUCUUCUGGGAUAUGCAUCUCACAACCAUUUGUUUCUAUGACCUCUUAUGUUUAGAAAAUAGAGAAAAGUGUAGUUGCUUGUUUGGAUAAACUCAUUAUGACAGUAUGUGCGAAACAAAAGCUGGCAGAAUUUAUCUCUGAAUCGGGUAAUAUGUGUUGUGCAGGUUGUGCAACUCCAGAUCCAAAAUGGGUAUCUGUAAGGUUUGGAGCAUUUAUAUGCAUCAAGUGUUCACGGGAACAUAGAAGCCUUGGGGUUCAUAUAUCAAAAGUGUUAUCAGUGAAUCUAGACGAGUUGACACAUGAAGCACUCAAACAGUGUCCUUAUGCCAAGAAGCACUCAAACAGUGUCCUUAUGCCAAGUAUCAGCCAUGCAUUUCGCAAUAGCUGGAAAAAGAAAGAAAAUGAACACAAACCACCUCCUAAGACUAGCAACUCAAUGAUAAUUCAUGAUUUAGAUCAUCUAGCCACAGAGGUUUGUAGUAACUACAUCGAUAGUCUUCUCAGAAACCAAUUUUGGGAAAGGAUCUUGCUUCUCUUUAUCCCCUCUGGCAGAAGAUACAAAACCCAAAACCUAUAAAAAAAAAUGAAGAAGAAAGUGAAACAUAAUCCUAUUGGAAUUUGGUUUAGUUUUUAUGUUGACACAUAUAUUGAAGCUGCAUACAGUCAGGUUAGUUAUAAUAAAUUUCAUUUCAAUGAAUGGAUCUUCAUUAGUGUCUUUUCACCAAUCUUGUCCCAAUGGUAACCAUUAAAGCACCUCUACAUUAACAGUUGAUCUUUUGUGAACCAAGAGUUGUUGUGGAAAGAGAAGUGCUUUUGGAAGACUUAUCACUUUGAACUAGAAACUCAUCCCUUGCACCACUUUCUGAAUGCAACAUUCCAUACUAUAACUAGAACCCCACUAAGCGUACAUCAAUACAAGUUGCUUACACCAUCAGACCUCAUUGGUCAAUUGGUUAAUGCCCACCAACAUCUCCUAGCACUAAGGAUAUCAGAUUAUCUUGGAAUACACCAAGUUCUGUGAUAUUUCCAAUACCAAUGAUAAGG
Lactuca saligna is the source of this 1126-nucleotide messenger RNA. The record is from the annotation of a GenBank genome assembly. NCBI's taxonomy places the organism in Eukaryota, Viridiplantae, Streptophyta, Magnoliopsida, Asterales, Asteraceae.